Molecule: messenger RNA, 2953 nt
Organism: Micropterus salmoides (largemouth bass)
Lineage: Eukaryota; Metazoa; Chordata; Actinopteri; Centrarchiformes; Centrarchidae
Gene: eme2
Product: probable crossover junction endonuclease EME2
Exons: 8
Coding region: 118-1431 (437 amino acids)
Biological process (GO): double-strand break repair; mitotic intra-S DNA damage checkpoint signaling; resolution of meiotic recombination intermediates
Cellular component (GO): nucleus; Holliday junction resolvase complex
Molecular function (GO): nuclease activity; DNA binding
Source: RefSeq, a predicted model, not a curated record
CUCAGCGGACGCGGUCGAACUGGGCCCUAGUAAGCAGGUUGUUUAUACAUCCAUGAGUAGGCUAGCAUGUUGUAUAAAUGGUGUGUUCAAUGACUUUUGGGGGCUUUUGAUGAUGCAAUGUCUGUUUUGCGUAGAGCUAAAACAUGGGACAUAUCUGAAUCUGAGGAAAGCGACGCUGAAACAAAACCCGAUUUAAACCGCGAUGGGAGCAGUCAAAUGGUAACAGUCAGCACAGACUUCAUAGAGGAUCACAGUCCGUCAGCCACAAAAUGCGAGUCUGGUCAAGCUUCGGCUCUGUCUCCCCCGCGUCCAGAUGGAUGUGACACACCAAGUCCUGCAAGAAAACGCCGCACCAAGGAGGAGAUAGAAGCGGACAGAGAGACAGCCAAGGAGAGGAAGGAGGCGAGAGAGAGGCAGAGAGCUGCCAGAGCCCGGGAGAAGGAGGAGAGGAGACAGGAGCAGCAGAGGAGGAGAGAGGCUGCGGAGAAUCUCAAGAGUCUCAGGCCAGAGAACUGCCUCAAGUGUCUGACGGUCUGCAUUGAUCCAGCUCUUCUGCAACAGGAUGGCUCAGACAUCUUGCUGAACACCCUGGCUACCUUUGAGUGGAGGUUUAGCAUAGAGAGCCAGCAGCUCCCGCGCAGUAUUACCUGGACCAGAGAUAUACCUCAGCAGGGAGAAGAUGGCAAGGGGUCGGUGGAGGAGGAGCAAGUGGUUCUGGUGCUGGAUCUGACUGACUUCAUGGACAUGGUGAUUUCUCUGAAGAGAAUGCUAGAGAAUGAAGGGGAGGAGACGGAGGUGGGGUCUUUCCUCAGUCCUCUUUUGGAGUGUCUCAACCGCGAUGCCAAGAAGGUGGUCACUCUUUUAGUGACUGACACUCUGCCAUAUUACAGGUCAAAUACUUGUGUUGUGCAUUUACUAGAUGAGAUGCUGCAAUCCAAAUUAGGGAUGGAGGAUCAGAACAUUGAGGAGGUUCUUGUGUACCUAGAGCUCUGCAAGAAUAUCUCACUGGUCUUCCUGGAUGGCUGGCAGGAGGUCACUAACCAUGUGUGUGCUGUCACCAAGGCCUUAUCAAAGCGCCCUUUCAAACUGCUGACAGAGCGAGCAGAGCUGCCCUUCUGCGUGGAUGGUUCAUGGGCCAGCGGCGUUCGGGUGGAGAGGGACGGCUCAGGGCUGAUCCAGGUCUGGAGCAAGCAGAUCCAACAGCUGAACAGAGUCAGCCCAGCCGUGGCCUCCACUGUGACUGUAGCCUACCCGUCUCCUCAGCUGUUGCUGCAGGCGUACAAGAGCUUGGGGUCUGAGGAAGCCAGAAAGGGGCUGCUGGCUGGACUCUUAGUGAAAAGUGGAGGUAAAGAGAGACGUAUAGGACCGGAGAUAUCAGCCAGAGUUUACCGCUGCUUCACCGCCCAGAACCCCCAGCUGGUCCUGGACUAAUUUGUCAAUUUGAGAACGAGAUGGACGUCAGCGAGGAUUAAUCCGGUUUCUAAUGACACUUGGCUGCAAAUAUGUUAAUGAUGAUGUUUACAAGCUAAAAAUAUGCCUUAGAUAUCAUGUUUACCUUCCAGCAAAGCACUAUUUAUACCCCUCUGAACUUCAACAGUCAAGCAACAAAAGAUAUUAAUAGAGUAUAUUUAGUGAAAUAAGGAAUUAUAUGUAUUAUUUUAUGGAAGCCUAUAGGGAAUUAUAUGAAAAUAAAAUAAAAAUAUAAACUCGAACACUUAAAUGUAAUUCCACAAUAGCAUUAUAAUUUCCCACAUAUGUAUGUAUGUGUUACAUGAGUAAAAAUGAAAAUGCAAAUUGGAUUAUUGAAUUUCCCCCCACAUACUCGUAUGGGCUAUCUAUCGCCAUAUUCAAAUACAAAAAAUGGGAAAAGCUGCUUUAUAGAGGCAACUUCCAAUGUUAAUUUAAAUUUGAAAAUUCAAAUGCAAUAUAAACAUGUAACCUGAUUUUCCAUUUUUGCAAGCAAUAAAAUGAAAAUGCAAUCUGUCAGUUCCUUUAAACAAGGAAGGUCUUCAGUUAGGGUGUCACUUUCUCAUUCACUGACUUGGCUCAUUAACUUUUACAAGUACUUACCGACCUGGGCCAGCACUAUGCGCUAACUGGAAGUAGAGUGUUUGUCUGUCACUGGGGCAAUGGCAGUUAUGCUGGUGGGGGAAAUAACUGAACUUAAACUAACUAAAUCAAUAUGGGGUGAACUGUGCUUCUCUAAGGCCUCUGCAGCCUCUCAGAGGAGCAGUGCUAAGGACUACAACAUCAAGCAAUGGCCACAAAAGUCAGGUUCUGGUAGUUUGCCUAUGUUGUUCCGCCUACAGAGAAUGAUUGAUGCCCUAAAUGAAGAUGAGAGGACUGACAGAUUGCAUUUUCAUUUUGACACCAAAAGAGCAUGAUACCGUGUAAAUGCAAUGGACUGGGGUCGUUGUUUCACUUAUUGCUUUGAAUACUGUACACUUUAAAGCAGAAUAAGUCUUUGAAAAUAAACUCUCAAAUGCAGUUUUUUUUGUAUUUUUUAAAUUGUUUGAAAAAUGCAUUUUCAUUUUGACUUAAAUAUUGCUUGCAUGAAAGAAAAAGCAGGUUACAUUGUUUGUAUUGAAUUUUAAUUUUCAAAUUUGAAUUAAUUUUUGUCCAUGGUACAGCAGUGUACGACAAAUAAACAGAAUUUUACAUUUCCGUGUUAAUAUGGUCAUAGAACAAAUGGAAUAUGUGAAAAUGAAAAUGCUCAUUUAUUUAAUAAAUUUUAAUUUUAAUUUUUACUCAAAUAACGUGUGGAAAAUUAUAUAAUUGUGAAAUUACAUUUUCAUUUUUAAGUUUACAUGAUCAUUUUAAUAUUGUCCCCAUAUAGGCUUCCAUAAUUAUGAUUAAUUAUUUUGAUCCAAUAUUUGUUCAUUUUUAAAUGUAUUGUUAGAGGAACUGCCAUGAACUACAUAUGUUGUUUAUAUCUAUAAAAAUGAGCUGCAAC